AUGGCAGACGUCGUGCUCCAAACCCGGGGAGGAAGCGGCGGGAUUGUGAUCGACGACGACUGGCCAGGUUACAGUUUAGAACUCUUCAGCUAUCCAGCGCACUACGCCGGUGAUCUGCAAUGUGUUGUCGUUCCACAUGGAGUCAUCAUGGACAGAACGGAGCGUCUUGCCCGCGACAUCAUGGACGACUUGGGAGAGCACGACAUCGUAGUUUUGUGCGUGCUUAAGGGGGGAUACCAGUUCUGUGCCGACUUGGUGGACAAGAUCAAGGCGCUGAGCUGCAGCUCGGACCGCACCAUCCCCAUGAGAGUCCACUUCAUCCGCCUCAAGAGCUACCUUAAUGAUCAGUCCACAGAAGACCUUCAUAUCCUUGGAGCAGAAGACUUGUCAUUUUUAGCUGGAAAGAACGUACUGAUUGUGGAGGGCAUUAUUGGCACUGGCAAAACCCUGAAGGCUCUCCUGAAGCACGUCGAGGUCUUCCAGCCCAAAAUGAUCAGAGUUGCUGGGUUGUUGGUAAAGAGAGUGCCACGAAACACAUCAAGCCUCCCUGACUACGUCGGCUUUGAGAUACCCAAUCGCUUCGUGGUUGGAUACGCUUUGGACUACAAUGAGUAUUUUAGAGACCUGAAUCACAUAUGCGUGAUCAGCGACAGUGGCAAAAUGAAAUACAAGAUAUGA
Nerophis lumbriciformis (worm pipefish) is the source of this 678-nucleotide messenger RNA. The record is from RefSeq and is a predicted model, not a curated record. NCBI's taxonomy places the organism in Eukaryota, Metazoa, Chordata, Actinopteri, Syngnathiformes, Syngnathidae.